UUUGUCAAAUGUUUGCCUUUAUUUUGACAUCUUCUGCUACAUGAAUUGAAUACGCGCAAUUGCAACCAAAUGAUUUGGUAACCCAAGGUGCUUUAAAAUUUGCAAGAAAUUCUCGAGUUUGGAAGCCUCUAUUCUUCUUGUCACCUACAUCUGAUAUAAUAAUUUCAUGAACGUCAGCGCACUGUUUGUAACAAUAACUUACAUUCUACCAUAAUGGUAAAAUCAUUGCCAUUUUGCUGAGCAGAUAUUGAAGGACGCUGUCUAAGACCGAUACAUAUCGAAAGAAACUUCAUGUUGUUUGGAAGCAAUCUUUGCGAGGAUAAGAGCGCGCCAUUUGGGUUGUCUUUGACAACUGCAACUAUAUCAACAAUCCUGUGUGUUAUAACUGUACCAGGGAAUGUCCUGAUUUGUCUGGCAAUCGUCAAAGAUCCGAAUAAAGAACUUCGAUCUUCAUUCAACUACCUCGUUCUCAAUCUGGCUGUGGCUGAUCUUAUCACAGGUAUAUGCACGGAACCAGUAUUUGUCGUGUUUCACGUCAGAGAAGCUUUAAAAUACGACGUAAUGAGCCGCGUAGAGGUCGUUCAUAUAGCCUACUUCAUCAAUUGCACUGCCUCUAUGCUUAGCAUAGCAGCUCUGGCUACUGAGCGUUACCUAACAGUUACUUCCACCUAUAGGCGAAGCUGUUCUCGAUCAAGAACAGUAACGAUCUCCAUCGGCAUCUGGAUUUUCUCAGUUUCUGUUUCUUUCAUUUACUUUGCAACUGGUUUUUACACUUUCGUCUUUGUGUUUGCUAACACUACUGUGGUGGACACCUUAAUCAUUAUUACAUUUGCAUACAUCAGAAUCUACCAAAGUCUUCACGCGUAUGUUGGAAAUGAAGAAUCCACACGAAGUGAUCGAAUGAUGGAACAGAGAGUCAAAUAUGAGAAGAAAGCAACAAGAUCAUUCCUGUUUGUCCUCUUCGUGUUCGUUUGCUGCAAUGUAUCUUCUUGCAUCAUCGUCUAUAUCAUUCUACUUUGCAACGUGUGCAGUUGUGACGUCAUUCACUGGUUACGAGACUUUCAGUUUCUAAUGGCCCUGAUUAACUGUUCAGCUAACCAGUUCUUGUAUGCAUGGCGCAUGCCCACUUUCAAAAGAGCUUUUAAAGUGCUUUUGAGAACUAAGGAAAGGCGUGUUGAGUGUAAUCAACUCUCCUUGGGGACUGAGAUGACCCAAUCCCGCACCGAAAACACAAAGUAAACUGGUCAGCAGUGCUAUUGUCUCAAUAUACAGUACGUCGAUUCAGCACAACACAAUGUCUCAAUACACUAUAUAAUCUAGCUCUACAACUUCGAGGGCGUCAAAGGGGUUAACUGUAAGCCGUAAAACGGCCAAAAAAAUUUAGCCAUUAGACGUAUAAAUUGGGAAAUUUUAACCAUUGGUCUUAAAAAAAAAGUUAACCGUGAAAACAUUUCUAAAGACCACGAUGGAAAGAUAUAUACAGUUGGCCGUAAAAUAGCCAAAAUUUUGAACCAUUGAGACCCUCAACUUCGUCUAAGUACACUUCUUUGUAAAAAUGCACUAGUUUGUCUCAGCACACUAGGUUUUCUCAGCGAUACCCAAUAUACUAGAUCUGAAGCCGGAUACUUCGAAUGAUCGCCUGCACAAAUUGACCACAAGCUUAAGGGUUAUAAUCUUCUGGAUUGACUUAAUCGAUGAAAUAACGAAAGCUCUAGGUGAAGGAAAUUAUGCUCUAUCUUUAGUUGUAGACGUUAAUAAAAAAUUAAAUAGGUUCAAGCGAUCAUUUUUUUCAGCGUCAAAAACUCGAUGUACACUGGGUACCCGAGUCAUCUGAAACCAUUGAUUUAGGUAUUAUUCAACGGCCGAGAGAAAGCGAACGAUAUUUGCUACUUGGGUCUAAUUUUCUGCUCUUAAACUCUGGUCUAUCACAAGAGUUGGUCCUUAAUUGGAUCAUUCCUCUUUCUAAUUCAUGUAACUGAUAAUAUAACGAUUACUUGCUUAUGAUGCAUCCGUAACAGAUGAAAGAUUUCAACGCUUGCAUUUGUCAGAAGUACGUAGCUCUAAUUGCAAUGGAGAGCCUUUAGUAGAACAGAUGUGUAAAGCUAGGAAAGAUAUCUCAAGAUAGGUAUCACCAUAAAACAUUACCAUC
Molecule: messenger RNA, 2149 nt
Organism: Stylophora pistillata
Lineage: Eukaryota; Metazoa; Cnidaria; Anthozoa; Scleractinia; Pocilloporidae
Biological process (GO): G protein-coupled receptor signaling pathway
Cellular component (GO): plasma membrane
Molecular function (GO): G protein-coupled receptor activity
Source: RefSeq, a predicted model, not a curated record